This is a messenger RNA of Choloepus didactylus (southern two-toed sloth), 1998 nucleotides long. Its product is annotated as spermatogenesis-associated protein 31A6-like. Lineage: Eukaryota; Metazoa; Chordata; Mammalia; Pilosa; Megalonychidae. The record is from RefSeq and is a predicted model, not a curated record. The transcript is spliced from 3 exons. The coding region runs from base 151 to 1974 and encodes 607 amino acids.
UGGAGCUGAGCUCUAGCCCUGGGAAGCAGAAUCCACCUGACAGAGCACAGGUCUGAAGUCUGUCCCCUUCUUGAAAUCCAUUGCAGAUCUCACAGAAUUCUUCUUUGAAUUAUUCAAAGAAGGAAAAAAAUAGUUUUACCCGCCAUAAAAAUGAAUAAAUGGAAAAACAGAGCCCCAUUAAUUAAAUGUAGAGUCAUGUUAUUCAUGAAUACUGAAUGUCUGCUGUGUAUCUUGAGAGAGAAAAGAACUGGGUCCCAGCUCUUCAUUCUUGUCUAUCAGCGUCAAAUGGGGACAAGGGGAAGGAACAGGAGGAGGAAGAAAAAUGGAGCUUUGAAAGCUUGCAGAGAGAGCCUGCAAGAACUGAAGGAGACUCAAGACCUGUUCUUGCUUCUGCAAAGCCACCUGGGUCAGCUCCCUGAAAAGGGCAACUUUCAUCAGCUCUUAUGUCAAGACCCCUCUGCUGAGAUGUGCAAAACGGCACCUGCUGAAGCCCAUCUGCCACAUGAGGAACCCAUAGACAACGCUGCUCCCGCUGUGUCCCCUUGGGCUUCCACAGUUCCUCUGACCAAGCCCCCUCUACCUCUGGCCUCCAAGCUUUCACCAUACCUGACCACCCCCUCAGUUCCUGGUCUUUUGCACUCACCUCUGAGUGCCUCUCAGCCAUCAGAGCCUUUUCUACCUCUAGACCAUCGCUCACGCCAACCACUCACACCUUUCUCACCCCCACCACCUGCCUCUGGUUCCUUGGCCUGCCCUCAGCCUCCAACAGCCUUCUCUGCUCCACCACUGAUAGGCUCCUCUUUGACUCUUUCUCAGCAUGACUUGAUGUCACUCCCACUGAGUGCAUCUUUAUAUAACAAGUCUUGGUUGUCUGCUUCUACGCCAACAAUCUCAAGCUUUGACCGGUCAAGCCGUCCCAUUCUGGCCUCCUCCUGGUGGUGGGCGGCUACAAAAGACCUAUUCUUCCCGACCCCAACACACUCUGAAUUCCAGCAAGAGCAUCUUUCCCAUCACUCACGAGAAGCCUCUUUCUGGAGAGGCCCCGUAAACAGGCAGGUGGAAUUUGGUGGCCCCUCUUUCCUCAACUCGGAUGUCCAGAAGCUCCUGGAACUGCAAAUCACAAAGACAGUGGAAUUGAAGAGUUGGAAGGAAAAAGAAAAGGAGGGACCAGACUACCAUCUGAAUUCUUUAGGGAAUGUGUUUAAGUCCCUUCCUGAUGAGCAGGACAGCACAGUCCCUCAACCCUUCUGGAGCACCAAAGACAAACCAGAACAGCAACCCAGCCCUGAGAAGUCCCCAAAUCCUGAGACCUUGGGGGAUCAUUUGGGGCAUAAAUGUAGCCAGUUCUUCUGGGGCCUCCCCUUUCUGCACAGUGAGUCCCUGGUGGCUACUGUCAGGGGUUCUGGCUCUGCAGUAGAGUUUCCCUCUGUUUUCUUCAAUGGAAUCUCUAGUGCCUUACCAAUUCAAAUGCCAGCUGAAGAAUUUUCACUCCUCUCACAGUCCCAGGCCUUGCCACGUUAUGUGGUUCAAUCCCAACUCUUGAUUCCAACCAUGCCACAACCCCAGCCCUCACUUAUAUCUCAAGUCCAUUUCCAGCCCCAACCUCUGGCUCAGAUCCAGACCCAGGUCCAUCUCUCAUCCUCUCUCCCAAUUCUAGUACCUUCUUCUCCUCAGAUUGUUUCCUGUGGAGAAUUGUGGCCCACCUCCCAGAAUGAGUCACAAUCCCUCAUGCCAAUUGCAAUUCAACACCUGGAAUGUCACAUUUUGAAGAAGCAAAAAGAGAGUUGGAGGGCUUUACCCUUCGUGGUCACACGAUCUCAGGAAGCCUUUAGUUCUCUAAGUUCUAACCUUCCCCAGGAGAGCCAGGCCUCCCAGGCCCACAAGUCAGUCUCCAGCCUUCCUGGGGAUUUUCCUGUCAGCCCCGUGCUUUGCAGGCACCUGGAGCAACACCUUCCAAAGAGGUUUGUCCAAUAGCAGGGCAGCCUGCCCCGUAGGAUC